UCUCUCCGUUUCUCUCCCUCUCUCGCCUGUCAUUUGGCCACUGGUGGCCCCCAGAGACGGAGCCUAAUGUCUGGCCGCAGGGUGGGUUUCUGUCUCAGCGACAAGAAGCGCAAGAGGAUGAACCUAGACGCGUUUGCAGAGCUGUGUGCGCGUCAUGGGGUGGAAGUGGUGGAGAUCGACCUUAGCCAGCCGCUGGUGGCCCAGGGGCCCUUCGACGUCAUCGUCCACAAGUUAUCUGACGUCAUCGUGGAGGCUGACCGUGACAGCCAAUCACAGCAGCUCCUCACCAACUUCCAGAGUUAUGUGUCAGCCCACCCCAGUACAGUUCUUCUGGACCCACUGCCUGCCAUGACUCAGCUGCUGGACCGCUUCGCCUCCUAUCGGAUCAUGAACAAGCUGCACAAUUCACUCCGAGACUGGCGUAUCUGCAGUCCUCCCUACCUUGAGAUCCAUCAUGCCAGCGACAUUUUGACCAUACAGCAGGCUAUGGUGACCCAGGGCCUCAGCUUCCCUCUCAUUUGCAAGACAAGGGUGGCCCAUGGCUCGCAGUCCCAUGAGAUGUCUCUGAUCUUCAGUGCAGGGAGUCUGGCAGAUGUCCGUCCUCCCUGUGUGCUCCAGAGCUUCGUCAAUCACGGUGCCGUUCUUCACAAGGUGUUCGUGGUGGGAGACAGACACUUCUGUGUGGAGAGACCCUCGCUGAAGAACUUCCCCUCCGGACCCUGUGACAGGAAGACCAUCUUCUUCAACAGCCACGAGGUGUCCAAGCCUGAGUCCAGCUCCCACCUCACAGCACUGGACGAGCAGAUGCCGUGCCUGCCGCCUCCCAGCUCUGAGGCCGUCGCCGCCCUGGUCAAGGAGCUCCGAGUUCAGCUGGGCAUGGCGCUGUUUGGCGUGGACGUCAUCAUCAGCAUACACACACACACCCUCACUGUCAUUGACAUCAACAUCUUCCCAGGCUACGAGGGAGUCCCCCAGUUUUUCUCCUCCCUGCUCUGCCACAUCGAGUCAGUAUUGGACAAACAGACUGCUGCUAGCCCCCAGGCUGCUGGAUCCCCUGAAUCAACACAAGCCACGGGUAGUCCAUCUGCUCAGACGGCCAGCCUUUGAGUGCAGCCUCAGGAGCAGAUCACUGAUUCUGCGGCGCCUCAAUGGCCUCCGGAGACUCGAGAAACACAAGUCGCUCUUCUGCACAAGCUCUUCCACUGGGGACCAAAAAGGUUUCACAGUAACAGAUUUAGCUAUAUUCCAGACUACUUCUACAACUACAUCUACCUUAACUGUCCACCUAAGCCUUACCCAAACAAAAUUAAUGACAUUUGUGAUUUUGUACAAGUAAGAGAUGCUGCUCUUUUUAGGUGUAAU
This is a messenger RNA of Myripristis murdjan (pinecone soldierfish), 1362 nucleotides long. RefSeq names its product inositol-tetrakisphosphate 1-kinase-like. The record is from RefSeq and is a predicted model, not a curated record. The transcript has 10 exons. NCBI's taxonomy places the organism in Eukaryota, Metazoa, Chordata, Actinopteri, Holocentriformes, Holocentridae. Gene Ontology annotation, molecular function: inositol-1,3,4-trisphosphate 6-kinase activity; magnesium ion binding; inositol-3,4,5,6-tetrakisphosphate 1-kinase activity. The annotation marks the transcript as partial. Gene Ontology annotation, biological process: inositol trisphosphate metabolic process. Gene Ontology annotation, cellular component: cytoplasm.